UUCCUCCAUAUACAGUAUACUCCACAGUCCACAUCUACAAAGUUGCACAAUUUGACACUAAUUAUACAUGGCUGCUCAAGUUUCUCCUAACCUGAUAAGUGCUCGAAGAUUCUCUCCAAUUUCUAAUUUCCACCCAUCUUCUCAAUUACUCUUCAAAUCUUCCAAACAAUUUCAUCUCAGAACUCGAAGAUUCACAUCCAUUUCAUGUCAACCCAACCAAUCCUCCUCAGAUUCUUCCCCUCUUACGGAGAUCCAGCCACCCUCCGAACCUAGUUCAGUCGAUGAUAAAACUGUUACAACUUCUUCCUCUGAUACUAGCCUUCCUGAACUUCCAAACAAAGAAGUGAAUAAGAGAAUUGCUCUGCUUUCCACUGUCGCGGCUCUUGGGCUUUUCUUAUCGACACGUUUAGAUUUUGGUGUUUCAUUGGGUGACCUCACUGCCUUAGCAUUACCAUAUGAAGAGGCUUUAUCAAACGGAAAACCAACAAUUGUGGAAUUCUAUGCAGACUGGUGCGAAGUAUGUAGGGAAUUAGCACCAGAGGUAUACAAAGUUGAGCAGCAGUAUAGGGAUCGUGUGAACUUUGUGAUGCUGAAUGUUGACAACACAAAGUGGGAGCAAGAGAUAGACGAAUUUGGUGUUGAGGGCAUCCCACAUUUUGCGUUCUUGGACAAGGAUGGUAACGAGGAGGGGAAUGUGGUUGGCAGGCUUCCCAGACAAUAUUUGUUGGAAAAUGUGGACGCUCUAGCAUGUGGUAAGGAUUCUAUCCCUCACGCUCGUGUUGUUGGGCAGUAUUCAAAUGCAGAGGCUAGAAAGGUUCACCAAGUUGCUGAUCCAAGAAGUCACGGCUAAGUUUCCCCGAAGAACUGUUCCGUUAAAUCGUACUACAUCAGUGUACAUCCAUUAGUUACUGUUAUACUAGCAUUGUGUAUUGUACCGAUACCUCUUUCAUACUGAAGGCAGCUCAUUUGUGAAUGCAUCCGGUCAUGUUUCUUGGACUC
Molecule: messenger RNA, 999 nt
Organism: Beta vulgaris subsp. vulgaris (sugar beet)
Lineage: Eukaryota; Viridiplantae; Streptophyta; Magnoliopsida; Caryophyllales; Amaranthaceae
Product: thioredoxin-like protein HCF164, chloroplastic
Exons: 4
Coding region: 68-850 (260 amino acids)
Biological process (GO): cytochrome b6f complex assembly
Cellular component (GO): chloroplast thylakoid membrane
Source: RefSeq, a predicted model, not a curated record